Messenger RNA from Triticum aestivum (bread wheat), 1320 nucleotides. RefSeq lists its product as uncharacterized. Bases 1 to 1320 code for a protein of 439 amino acids. Gene Ontology annotation, biological process: DNA-templated transcription. The record is from RefSeq and is a predicted model, not a curated record. The transcript has a single exon. Gene Ontology annotation, cellular component: nucleus. Lineage: Eukaryota; Viridiplantae; Streptophyta; Magnoliopsida; Poales; Poaceae.
AUGGAGCUCACGAAGCAGGGGCGGCCGCCAUUGCCUUCGCGGCCGCGGAGAAGCUCCGUGCCCAUGACGAGCCAGCAGCCAGGGCGGCCGUCGCAGCCGUCGCCGCCGCCCAAGGCCAAUCCGCAGAUGCUCGAGUCCCUGAGAUCCAAACUCAGGGAGGCUCUGGCCGCUGCCUUGAGCAUCAUGGAUUCUGGGCAGCAAUCCUCUGGAAAUUCGGGUUCAGCUGGCGAGUACAGGAUCCGUAAGGCCCGAAGCCUAGCAUCUAACAUUGAAGAGGAGCUGUUCAAAUUGUUCGGAGGGGUCAGCAGGAAGUACAAGGAGAAAGGCGUGUCGCUCGUGUUUAAUCUGGAAGGUGAACACAAUCCCGUGCUGAGGGAAAUGGUUUUGUCCGAACAAAUAUCACCUAAAUGGUUGUGCGCAAUGACUAUUGGGGAGCUUGUAAAAAUGUUUCGGCUUAAGAUACAAGUUGAUGAUAGAGGCUUGGUGAGGAAACCACACAUGGGAGAAUUUCUAGUUGAGGAGGAAGAAACUGACGACGAUGUUUUUCGGGUAUCAGCUCGGCCUCGGGGUGAUUCACUUCCUUGUGUUGUUCCAUCAGAACCCAUUAUUGCAGCUCAAACCAAAUCUGAGGAUGAUAAAACAGCAAGUGCACAAUGCAGGGAGAUCGUCAAGGAAUUGGAAGGCAGUACUGUGCAAGAUGAUGAAGUUGUUGGGACGUGGAACAGCAACACAUCAAGUGAUUUAGAAUAUCUAGCGGGUGAGAUGAAUGAUCUUGUGCUGCAACCAAGGUAUGAUGUCUUGAAUGGGCCAGAGAUCGUCUCAUUCUCUGAUUUCCUGCGGAUCGUUGCUUCAGAACCACAUUCUAAACAUCGGCCCAUUGGUGCCCCGCUGCAAGAUGAUCGUAAUACUAACAAAGCUGAGAAAGUCAACUCAGCAAAUUUCCCCAAAACUAUGGACACGGCUGCUGAAUCAGAAUUCCAAUUUCAUUCUGACGGUGUGUCAUCUCCACAAGGUUACUGUCAAUCCAAGUUAGAAUCACCCAUAAACAAACCAGCUUCAGUUCGGGAUCCAGUUGAUGAACCAAAGGGAGAUGUGUUAGCCAAAUCCUGCCCACAAAUGGUGGAUGCUGAAGAAUCACGUGUUGUUAAUGGCUUGACUGCUGAAUUUGGUAUGCAGUGUGAGAUAACUCCUGAUGUUGCAUUGACGCAUGACAGUAUAUGGGAGGCAACGCUUCGACAAGAGUCUUCGCGCACAAAUAUUGUUGCUCUCUUCAAAAAGUUUGUUUCAUUAACCUUGCUUAUAGUAAUUGUACGCAAUUAA